Molecule: messenger RNA, 195 nt
Organism: Lichtheimia ornata
Lineage: Eukaryota; Fungi; Mucoromycota; Mucoromycetes; Mucorales; Lichtheimiaceae
Product: translation machinery-associated protein 7
Exons: 4
Coding region: 1-195 (64 amino acids)
Source: RefSeq, a predicted model, not a curated record
AUGUCCGGUCGUCAAGGAGGAAAGCUCAAGCCACUUAAGCAAAAGAAAAAGAACAACAACGAGCUUGAUGAGGAUGAUCUUGCUUUCAAGAAGAAAAAGGCUGAGGAAGCCAAGAAGCUCAAGGAAAUGCAAGCCAAGGCUGCUGGCAAGGGUCCUUUGAUGGGCGGUGGCAUCAAGAAGAGCGGCAAGAAAUAG